Drosophila takahashii is the source of this 4019-nucleotide messenger RNA. It is a transcript of the gene CaMKII, whose product is annotated as Calcium/calmodulin-dependent protein kinase II. Lineage: Eukaryota; Metazoa; Arthropoda; Insecta; Diptera; Drosophilidae. Gene Ontology annotation, molecular function: calcium/calmodulin-dependent protein kinase activity; calmodulin binding; ATP binding. The record is from RefSeq and is a predicted model, not a curated record. Gene Ontology annotation, biological process: protein phosphorylation.
GACCGCAAAAUCUUGUUAGUCAGUAUUGAAUUCGAUUUUCAAGAAAACAGACGUUCUCAAAAUUUCGGAAUCUGAAUCUAACGCGUCGUGUUCUCCCAGUUCGCUAAAAAAAAUAUAUAUAUAUACAUAUGUAGAUAUUUGUAUGUGCAUUUCGGAAAAUUAUUUACCAUAUUGUCAUUCCAAAAGAUACUGACAAAAAUUCAGACACAUCUCUUGGGUUGCGGAGACGUUGAAUUGAUUAGUGCACACGUCUGACAUAUACAUCAAGUAUAUAGAAAACCAACAUUCGAACACCUAGGAAAGCACUUCUGGGGACUUGUUAAAGAUUUAUAGUCGCAAUAGAUUUUCUUAAGUGUGCCAUCGCGAUGGCUGCACCAGCAGCCUGUACGCGUUUUUCGGACAACUACGACAUCAAAGAAGAGCUGGGAAAAGGGGCCUUCUCAAUAGUAAAAAGAUGUGUCCAAAAGUCAACUGGAUUUGAAUUUGCUGCAAAAAUUAUAAAUACAAAAAAAUUAACUGCAAGAGACUUUCAAAAACUGGAACGUGAAGCUAGGAUCUGCAGAAAAUUACACCAUCCUAACAUAGUGCGAUUGCAUGACAGUAUACAGGAGGAGAACUAUCACUAUCUUGUUUUUGAUCUUGUAACUGGUGGUGAACUUUUCGAAGAUAUUGUUGCACGCGAAUUUUAUUCAGAGGCUGAUGCAUCACAUUGUAUUCAACAAAUAUUGGAAUCGGUCAAUCACUGCCACCAAAAUGGUGUGGUGCAUCGAGAUCUGAAACCAGAGAAUUUACUAUUAGCUAGUAAGGCAAAGGGUGCAGCAGUGAAACUCGCUGACUUUGGUCUAGCCAUUGAAGUUCAAGGCGAUCAUCAGGCUUGGUUUGGAUUUGCUGGCACUCCAGGAUAUCUGUCGCCAGAGGUAUUGAAAAAGGAGCCUUAUGGCAAAUCGGUAGAUAUAUGGGCAUGUGGUGUCAUUCUUUACAUACUUCUUGUUGGCUACCCACCAUUCUGGGACGAGGAUCAGCACCGACUGUACUCUCAGAUUAAAGCAGGCGCUUAUGAUUAUCCGUCUCCAGAAUGGGAUACGGUCACCCCAGAAGCAAAGAAUCUUAUCAACCAAAUGCUUACGGUAAAUCCAAAUAAACGAAUAACCGCCGCCGAGGCUUUGAAGCACCCAUGGAUUUGUCAACGAGAGCGUGUGGCUUCCGUCGUGCAUCGCCAAGAAACUGUAGACUGCCUGAAGAAGUUUAAUGCGCGUCGCAAGCUAAAGGGAGCCAUACUAACGACAAUGUUGGCUACCAGAAAUUUUUCAAGCAGAAGUAUGAUUACCAAAAAGGGUGACGGAUCUCAAGUCAAGGAAUCUACCGAUUCUUCUAGCACUACUCUAGAAGACGAUGACAUUAAAGAAGAUAAAAAAGGAAUCGUUGAUCGCAGUACCACAGUCAUAUCAAAAGAGCCAGAAGAUAUAAGGAUACUGUGUCCUGCAAAAACUUGCCAGCAAAAUACAGGAAACUCGCAGUGCUCGUCAGCAGCUAGACGACAAGAAAUAAUAAAGAUUACUGAACAGUUGAUUGAAGCUAUCAACAGCGGCGACUUUGAUGGAUACACCAAAAUAUGUGAUCCGCAUCUAACUGCCUUUGAGCCAGAAGCUUUGGGUAAUCUUGUCGAAGGAAUUGAUUUUCACAAAUUUUACUUUGAAAAUGUUCUUGGUAAGAAUUGCAAAGCUAUCAACACAACCAUAUUAAAUCCCCACGUGCACUUAUUGGGUGAAGAAGCCGCGUGCAUUGCCUAUGUCAGACUUACACAGUACAUAGAUAAGCAAGGACAUGCACACACCCAUCAGUCUGAGGAGACGCGCGUCUGGCACAAACGCGAUAACAAAUGGCAAAAUGUUCACUUUCAUCGAAGUGCAUCUGCCAAAAUAAGCGGAGCUACUACAUUCGAUUUUAUACCCCAAAAGUAGUGGGCGUUAGUCAAUGGAAUAUGAACUGUCAUUAUGCACAUGUCAAUAAAAGUGCUAUAUUUAUAACUAGAGGGCGCAAUAGUAAUUUUGCGAAUAAAGUUGUUAGUGCGAAUUUUAUUAUUUUCUUUAUUUAUUUCAAGUGUUUAGUGUCCCCUGUUAUUCUAUGUUAAAAUAUACAGUACAAUUAAAAGCAUAUAUCGCAUUUCAGAUAUCCCAUUGAAAUAUGGUCACUUUAAAAAUUCAAAGAACGAACAACACGAAUAUACAAAAUACAACAUAAUAUUUGAUGUAAAUGUCGUGGUAUCAAUCAUAAGAUUGUAAAUUUAAAUGUUGUUAAGGGAAGAAAAAGUUUAUCAUUUAACUUAUAUUGAUAUCAAACUUAAAAUAAAAUUAAAACCUUGUAUCUAUUGGAAUAAGCAAGAAAAUAAUUCCAACCACUUUACUUAAUCUUCUAAAAAUAAUUGCAAACAAUUUAAAAGGCAUGUAUCACCUACUAGGAUACGAAUAAUCAUUUGUUUGUGCAGUCCGCUUAUUCUUGUUCUUAAAAUACAUACACACAUACAUAGCUUACUAAAAUCUGUGAAUACAGGCGAAUACAAAUUACUCAAGUUAGCAUUAACGAUUUAUGAAACUGUAAAGCAUUAGGUAACUACAAUGUAGCAUUUAAAAUUUUGAAAAAAUAAGUACACAAAAACCAAAUGAAAUUAGCUAACUGAAAUAUAAAAUUAAGCCGAUUUAUUUAAAAGUAUGAAAUUACUUAAAAUUCACUAGAUGACUAAUUCUAUAUUUACUUCGCCGUUCUGUCCGCAUGUGCUAUAUCAGUAUAUAGAGAUGUCCUAAAAAUACCAUUUUGACGGUGCGGGUUACAUUCUUACAUGUAUACUGACAUCUGGAUCCACAAAUCCCGGUAAUUCGACGCGUCACAUAUAUGGAUGUGCAUAUUUCAAUAUCUCUUACGGCCGAAAAAAUAAUUACUUGUUAUUUUUUAAAAUAUUUUUGCGUUUCCUCUCGCGCGUGACUUGUUCCGCAUGUGGUAUAUAUGUUAUUGUUUAUAUUAUUGUUUGCUAAGGAAUAACUUACAUAAUUAAAAAUACAUGCAUACUUGUCAUAAAGAUACAUUAAAAUGUUUUACGAUGAAUUUUAAACGUUAUUUAAAAUGGUGGCACAGUCAAUAGAAUCCUUGGGACCGAUCUUUUUAGAUACCGACAUGUAUGAAAUGAAAAAAAACGCAACAUUACAAUUAAAUAAAAAUUAUUCUGUUUUCUUUAUAAUUUAUUGAAACUUCAUGAGCAUACUUAAAUAUUAAACCCUUUGCGAUGCAAUAAUAGUAAAGAAAGUUAAUAUUAAUCAACUCUUAAUGAAAGUCACAAAUAAUGUUAUAUAACAAUUCUCCUAAUUUUCAAAUUUCUAUAUAAAUAAAAUGUGUAAUAGGUUAAGCUCCUUUACUUAAUGGAUCUUUUUGUGUAUAACUCCAUAUACUUUGUUAUGAGCAUAAAUGCGAACAUAUAUUGUAUGUAUGAGACUGUAUCAUCGUAAAAUGAUUACAACUUUUUCCUGAUUAUGUGUGCAUACAAAAAAUUGAAUUUAAAAGCAUUUCAAAAAUUUACUGCACAUUUAUUUUUUACUCAAAAGUCAAAAACGAUUCUCUGAUAACUGUUUGAAAAAAUAUUUGAUUUAUGGUCCGUCUCCAAGUUGUACUUUUAAUACAACCCACUCCUCUAGCUUUAAAUAUUUAUAGGGCAAUGCCUUUACAGUGCUUGGAAUGUAUUUAUGAUUAUUUUAAUUGUCUAAUACUGUAAGUCAAUCUAGGAAUGGGACUUAUUCACAUGGUUAUCAAAUGUAAAUGCUGUUGCUAAAAUUCAUUUAUAGGACCUAAAUGUCUUCUGAAAUAAUAUUUAAUACUUAUAAUACGAAAAAAACUAUAUUAAACCAUUCGGACAUAUUAAAUUGAUCGAAGAGCUGUUGCUCCUAAGGUAAACGUUCUUAGAAUAAUACUUCAUUAACUGAAUUAUGUUUUUCAAAUCCAAAUAAUAAAAUAAAAGAAACAAGGAAUGCUAA